Schistosoma mattheei is the source of this 1113-nucleotide messenger RNA. The record is from the annotation of a GenBank genome assembly. Lineage: Eukaryota; Metazoa; Platyhelminthes; Trematoda; Strigeidida; Schistosomatidae.
AUGAUAGCGAAUUCGUAUGAUUGUGUAAAGAUUGAGCCCAGUUUCCCAGAAGAAAUGGGACGAACGCCGAUGAAAGAAAUCAAUAAUAUGGAAUCAAGCAUGCGAGUUGAGAAUGCCGUUCAAAAUUAUGAGCACAGUAUUCCUUCCCCAUACACUAAUUCAUCAUAUUCGGAUAAUUUUUCGAACUGCGCAAUCAAGAACGAUUAUCCUACUUGUCAAUUACCUGGGUAUACUUACUAUUCUCAGAGUGACAUGAUAAACUAUUCAUUCAUCCCACCUCAUAAUUAUUCAUAUGAUCAUAACUAUUCACCUGCACAUUCGAAUAAUACUCAUCAUUCGUUCAGUUGUCAUCAAACUUAUAAUUGUUAUUCAUCGUAUUCACCUAUCCGAAACCAAAGCCGAGUUUUCCCCAGUAAAGUUGAAUCUCCGGAUAGUGAUACUGAAAACAGUUGCUUUUCGAUCAAAGAUGAACAGAUGAAGAAAAAGUAUGCGUGCACAUUCCCUGGUUGUGAGAAAAGAUAUUUAAAGUCAAGCCAUCUAAAAGCUCAUUAUCGAAUUCAUACUGGUGAACGUCCAUUAAUUUGUGUAUUUCCUUAUCCACGUAAUAUAACUGGUAAAAUUCCGAUUAAUUCAUUGACUAUACCAAUAUGUGGGAAAACAUUUGCACGUUCAGAUGAAUUAACGAGACAUUUAAGAAAACAUUUAAAUUUACGACCAUUCAAGUGCAAUUUAUGCUCAAAAUCAUUUAGUAGAUCUGAUCAUUGUAAAACACAUCAACGUACUCAUUUACAUGGUCUCGAUAAAACAACGACUCCAUAUUCCAAUAACCAUACUAGUAAUGAAAUAAAUAACGAUUUUAUUCAUUCCUCAACACAUUUUAUAACAUCAGCAGAAGUGGGUGUGAAUUCUUUCAUUAACUCUUUACCGCCAACAUCAUUGUCAUCACCAUCAUCACAUCUGUCAUUUCCGAUGAAUACAGAAUAUUCACAAUCAUUAAGAUUAGAUUCUUUGCCUUAACAUCCUCUUCUAUAAAUCACAUUCCUCAAUAUGAAAACUACAAUAAUUAAGGUGUUAAUUUCACUUUUUUUCUCUUCAGUUAAUUUAACAAUAAAG